Messenger RNA from Chanos chanos (milkfish), 1386 nucleotides. RefSeq names its product collagenase 3-like. The transcript is spliced from 10 exons. The coding region runs from base 1 to 1386 and encodes 461 amino acids. The record is from RefSeq and is a predicted model, not a curated record. Gene Ontology annotation, molecular function: metalloendopeptidase activity; zinc ion binding. Gene Ontology annotation, cellular component: extracellular matrix. Lineage: Eukaryota; Metazoa; Chordata; Actinopteri; Gonorynchiformes; Chanidae. Gene Ontology annotation, biological process: proteolysis; collagen catabolic process; extracellular matrix organization.
AUGGAAAUCACCAGCAUUAUCCUCCUUUUGACAGUCGCACAUUCUUUUGCGAAACCUCUUUUGACUUCAGAGACAGACGACUGGCUUUUAGCUGAGAAAUAUCUUCGAAGAUUCUACAACAUGCCAGCUGGGCUCCAGGCGGCAGGGAAGCCCUCAGGUACCAUGCAGGAGAAGAUAAAAGAGAUGCAGUCUUUCUUCAGACUGGAAGUUACUGGCAACCUGGAUUCCAAAACACUGGAGCUCAUGAGCAUGCCCCGCUGUGGGGUACCAGAUGUGGCCGCGUACAGUCACUUCCCCAACGACCCCAAAUGGACAACCAAUCUUGUGACUUACAGAAUAGUGAACUACACUCCAGAUCUGAAAAAGGAAGAUGUGGAUCGAGCCCUACACAAUGCCCUGAAAGUGUGGAGCAAAGUCACUCCCCUGAAGUUUAAGAAACUGCACGAUGGCACUGCUGAUAUUAUGAUCAGCUUUGGAGCCAGAGAACAUGGUGAUCAUAACCCAUUUGAUGGACCAGACGGACUGUUGGCACACGCUUACCCCCCCGGAAAUGGCAUUGGAGGGGACACACACUUCGAUGAGGAUGAAAUGUGGACCAUGGAUGCCAGAAAUUACAACCUGUUUCUGGUGGCGGCCCAUGAGUUUGGCCACGCCCUGGGUAUGGGUCAUUCCUCUGAUCCAGGAGCUCUGAUGUACCCAGUUUACACCUAUUCUCAGGGUUUUCCCCUGUCUGAAGAUGACGUCAAAGGGAUCCAGUCUCUCUACGGUCCUAACCCAGACCAUCGAAAAGUGAAGCCCAAGCCUGAAGCACCAAACAGAUGUGACCCUGAGUUAUCCUUUGAUGCAGUUACAGAGCUCAGAGGGGAAACGAUGAUCUUUAAGGACAGGUUUUACUGGCGUCUCCACCCACAAAUGCCGGAACCUCAGCAGAUCCUGAUCACGUCCACAUGGCCUUUCCUCCCCAAAACAGUUGAUGCUGCUUACGAAAAUCCAGAGAAAGACAUUGUCAUCAUCUUCAGUGGCAUCAGAAUGUGGGCCCUGAAUGGAUAUGAUUUAGUUGAUGGCUACCCAAAAUAUAUCCACAAAUUGGGCCUCCCAAAAAGCAUUCGUAAAGUUGAUGCCGCUGUACAUAUCAAAGACACGGGGAAGACUCUGCUCUUCACUGAUGAAGAAUACUGGAGCUAUGACGAACAGACAGGGACAAUGGAUAGUGGAUACCCAAGAUCCAUAGAGAUGGAUUUCCCUGGAAUAGGUGAUGAGGUGGAUGCAGCCACCUACUCCUCAGGAUAUUUGAGCUUCUUUAGGAAACACACAGUGUUUGAGUACAGUUACAGUGCUCGCAAAGUCAUCCGCCUCAUGAGAGCCAACAAUCUGCUGUACUGCUAA